This is a messenger RNA of Orbicella faveolata, 5198 nucleotides long. RefSeq lists its product as uncharacterized. NCBI's taxonomy places the organism in Eukaryota, Metazoa, Cnidaria, Anthozoa, Scleractinia, Merulinidae. The record is from RefSeq and is a predicted model, not a curated record.
AUUCCUUCAGACAGGAAAAGAUUUCUUUGGUAAGAAAUUACGAAAACGAAAAAGCAAGAGCUGUAGAAGAAGUAACAAAAAUGAGAGAGGCUUGCGAGAAAAAACUUCAAGUACAAACAGACACAACGAGAAAACUUGAAGAGAAAAUUCAGCGGUUAGAAGACCAAAUAUCGGCGAACGUUGGGCCCCAGAGUAGAGGCUUAAACGGGACAUCGUCUUCCCAUGCUUUAAACUCAUAUGGUAUAUCAGGGGAUUUUAGAAGCCAGGAUGUUCAUUCUAAAGAUGACAAAUUAAAACAAGAAGUUGAAAACCUAGAGGCAAUGCUACGAGAUGUCAAUAAAAAGCAUGCAGAUGACCUCAGGAACCUUGAAGCACAAAAGCGACGAAUGUCAGAAGAGUUUCAGAGAGAAAAACAGUCGUUAGAAGAUUACUUUGAAAAGGAAAACAGCAGUCUACAAAAGCGGCUUCGAGACGUUGAGUCUAGCAUCCGGGGGGGAGAUGCAAGGUCGGCAAAUGCCCCAGGAGCAUAUGGAAAUGAUAGCAAUGUCAAAAACACAGUCUGGGGGCCACUAUCAACCAGUGGAAUAAGGGAUAACGGAGCAAGGGAUACAAUGGCUUUCGAAUCCAGUAUUACGAGAAGAGAAAACUAUAAUGGACAGUCUAGGGAAGGGGAGCCAGAGACUACAAUUCAAGAAAUGGAGAGAAGAUUCAACGAAGAAAAGAGAGAAAUUUUAAAUCGUGCCUCAAGGGAAAAGGCAAAGUUAGAGGACGAGGUGAGAGAGGCCAAAGAGAAGCUCACAGGCUAUCGUCGUUUGCUUGAAGACGAAAUAGACGACUUGAAGAGAAAACACAGAAAAGAACAAGACUUUCUUAGUGACAAGCUGUUCAAAGAAAGGGCCGACUUCGAGGAAAGACUUCGCACUGCGGAACGGAAUGGUUCGAAAGCUAUGGUUGGCGUGUCACCCACACAGAGGAACCGAUAUGAUUUUGACGAUGAUACUCGGAUGUCAAGGCAAAAUUGGUUAGUUGAACAGGGCAAUCAAAGUGGUUUUGAUGCUGUUGUUGGCACACAGAAGAAUCAAUACAGUUUUAACGAAGAAAGCAGGAUGCCAAGACAAGGAAAUGUUUUCCAGGUUGAGCAUGGAAAUCAAAAUGCUUCUGGCAACAUGGCUGAUAUGUCGGUUCCACAAAGAAAGCAAUAUGGUACGGACGAUAAUGAGAGAAUGCGUAGGAGGGGGCAAAAUUUCCAAGGUGAACUGAGAGAUCAACAUUCAAAGUUUGAGGAGGAAAAAAGAGAAUUGCAACACCAGAUGCAAAGCGAGAAAAGGAAGCUAAUGGAAACAAUACAUGCUCUCACAAAGGAAGUCAAUGCUCUUAAAUGCGAGAAACAACAAUUAAAGAACUGUUACAAAAAGGAAGUGGAGAAGCUUACCAGAAUUCAUGAGGUAGAAAAGAACAAUUUGCGCGAUAGAGUUGCAAGAGAUAAAGAUGACGAACUAUCUCGGAUAAGAGAAGAUAACGAAGGACGGUUGGCUUCUGAAAGGAAAAGAUUACAAGGAACAAUCGAUGAAUUUAGACGAAAGAUGUCAUUAACGGAACGGAAGUUCAAAGAAAUGGAAAUGCAACACAAGAGUGAGAAAACGCGAUACCUGGAAGAAAAGCGCAAUGCCGAAAAGACCCUCAUCCAAAGCCAGGAAGAGUUAAAGAUGAUAAUGGAACGGGAAUACAGAAAAACGUUGAAUGAUGAAAAACAAAAAUUUGAGCAAACAGUAAAGGCCUUAACAAAGCAAAUCUCUUUCUUGCAAGAUCAGAGAAAAGAAAUUCAGGAAAAGUUGCUAAAGAACGAGUUGUCGGGAAAUUCCAGUCCAAGAACAGAGCAGUUGUCAAGAAACAGAGUAGUAAUUCAAAUGGAACAAGAGUUCUUCGAGCGAGUAGAUCGCGAGAAACGCCCAAUGGAGGAGAAGAUUAGAGAACUUCAGCAAGAAAUUAAUAAACUGAAGAGAGAAAGAACUGAAUUGAAAGAAACUCUUGAAAACGAAAAACAAGAGCUUGAAGACGAAUUGGAGAAAAUACAACUGGAGAUGAAACGAAAGCUUAGCAAAGCGAGGGAAGAAAUGGAGAAAAGAACUGAUGUUAUUGGGAAACAUAUGAUGGCAAACACAAUUAAAAAUGCUUUGGCUAGCUCUGAGAUAUCCCAUCAGUCAUCACAAUCCGACGUUCGACAGUAUAAAGACCAAAUUAACUUAAUGGAGCAAAGGAACAUGACACUUCAGGCCAAAACGGAGAGGCUUGAGAGAGAACUCAGAGUUAUGGGAGACAGACUGAGGACUUUGGAAACACGUAACAAGGAUUUGGAGGCGGCUACUAGGGAGGAGUGGGUGAGGCACUUUAGCAUAAGCAGAAACGAUGUGCUACGGUCAAAUCUAGGAUACUACGGAGAGUCAGAUAUCAGAGGAGCUAACGACUUUUCACUUGGUCCAAACAUUGGUAGCAUGAGAUCUGAGAGCAGGGUGUUUCAGCCAAACCUUUCUCCCAUAUUUAACACAACAAAUGGCCAGUCUUUGAUAGGUACUGGACAAUCGUAUGGCGAUAUACUAGAAAGGGUUCGAUACACCAUGCACGCAACAGGAAGCAUUUCGGAUGCACUUGGAAGGCCAUUGGCAGGCUCUGGUGGACUAUCCAGCGGAGGAGUCGUUGGAGGCACGGGUACUGGCCAGCGGCAAAUUAGCAAGAAAAUAACCGAGAUGUCUGGAGUCGAAAUUCAUGAGUCACAACCAAUAGAUGGUUGGGGAGGUCCUUACUACGUAGAGCCUACUAACUACUCUGUGGUCACCAACGAAAUGCCAAUGGAAGACCAAGGGGGAACUUGGGACAUGGAGGUCGUGGGAACAAUUCCAAUGGAUAACAGUGCAGAAGUAGAGUCCCUCAAGCAAAGGAUAAAAACGCUGGAAGGAGAGAAGAAAGCCCUUAACGAUAUGUACCAAAAAUCUGUCACCGAAUAUGAACUUAACAAAACAAAGAUCAUCCAGGAUUACGAAGUCAAACUCGGGCAACUUAAAAUAGAGAGAGACGAUUGGCAGAAAAAGUACAAUGAGUCCCAAAGAGAAGUUCAACGACUCAAACAGAAAAUUUCCGCCAUGGAGAUAGAGAAUCUUAGAAUGAUUGAAGAUGUAAAGAGAGAGCUCACGAACAAGUGCAAGAUGGAGAAGGGAGAGAUGGAGGCAAGGUUUUCGAGCGAAAAAGAUGAAAUGCAAGAUAAUUUCGAGGAACAGAUACAGAUUCUGCGAGCGGAAAACGAGGCCUUGUUGCAGACAUAUCAGAAGAGCACAAAGGAAUAUGAGAUCAAGAUAGUGCAGAUUCAGCAAGAUUACGAAACGAAGCUAGGGCAACUAAAAAUCGACAAAGAAAAAUUAGAAAAGAAAAAUGCUAGCCUCACUACACAGGUAACAACACUGCGCGAGAAAUGCUCUGCUCUUGAAAAGCAAUACGAAGAAAUGCUGGCCAACUUGAGAAUUGAGCUUACGGAAAAGUUCCAAGCAGAAAAGGGUGAGAUGGAAGCUGCGUGCACAAAAGAGAAAGAGUCGCUUAUAGCAGCACACGAAAAGGCUCUAGAAGAAUACGAGGCUAAGAUAACUUCUAUCACUCAGCAAUACGAAGAACAGUUAGAACAACUCAAAACUCAGAAGGAUAAAUUUGAGGCAAGUUACAAUAGUUCUUUGGAGGAAAUAGCAGAGUUGAAGAGGAGGUGCAAAGAGCUUGAAGAAAACCACAACUUAUUGAUGAAGGAACUUCAGGAUAAGCUAAAGAUGGAGUACAUACAGAAGGAGAAUGAUAUGGAAAACGAGUUCGAUACAGAAAAGCAAGAAUUGAUCGCCAAAUACAAGAAACUCAUCCAGCAAAGUGAAGUCCGAAUCCAAGAAAUAAGAAAGGAAAACAAGUUGGCUAUUACGAAAUUGGAGGCAGAGAAAACACAGUUAAUAGAUAAACAUGCUGCGGAAAUUGAAUCGUGGCAGGAGAAGCUUACGACCCUUGAACAAAAGGACAAAGAAGACAUGAAAGUUCUGGAGCAAGAGCUGUUAGAAAAAUUGGAAAAAGAGAAAGACGAGAUUGAAGCAAACUUUAUGAAAGAGCGAGAAGAACUGAUUGAAGGUCAUAAGAUGGAGAUCAAAGCUUAUGAAACCAAAAUCACUAGCAUGCAGCAAGAAUACGAAGUUAAGAUAGCUCAGAUAGAGAAAGAAAAGGAACGACUGGAAGAGACCAAUAGAACCAACAUCGAAAAACUGGAACAAGAAAUACUGGCAUUGAAACAGGGUCAUGAGAAACAACUGAAAGAUGCGAAAGACGAGAUGACGGAAAAAUUCAAUAAAGAAAAGAGUGAAAUGGAAGAAACAUUGGCCAAAGAAAAGACUACCUUGAUAGAAUCACACAAUGCAGUGGUAAAGGAAUACGAAGAAAAGAUUGUCAUUCUCCAAGAAGAACUGGAUGCAAAAGUCGAGGAGAUGGAAAAUGAAUGGAAGAGCUUAAAGGAGUCACACCAGAAAGCAAUAGAGGCAUUAAGACAAGAAAUGGCUGAGUCAGAGAAACAGCAUAAAUUGAAAAUAAAGGAGCUUAAAGAAGAAAUUACUGAAAAGUGCAACAAAGAAAAGACAGAACUAGAAUCAAACUUUUCAAAACAGAUAGAGGAACUGAAAGCUUCCAAUGCAAGCACAAUGAAAGCAUACGAAGAACAAAUAGCUGGAAUCAAAGAGAAAUACGAGAAGAAAUUGGCAGAUUUAGAAGCCGCCAUGGAGAGUCAUGAGGAAAAGUACAAAGAGAAGAUUCAAGGUUUAAGGGAAGAGUUGUCUAACAGUAUCGAUAAGUAUGAACAGCUCAUAAAAGACACCAAGAAAGAACUGCGACAAAAAUAUGAGAAGGAAAAGGAAGACGCGGAAAAGGAAUUUGCUGAUGAAAGAAAUCAGUUAACCGAAACUCACGAACAAACUGUAACUGAGUACGAAAAGAAAAUAACCGAUUUGCAAGAUGACCUGAAAUUAAAACUGGACAAACUAAGGGAAGAAAAAGAAGCCUUAAAAGAGAUUCAUUCAAGGAAAGAAGAAGAACUGACCAAAAAAUGUACAACAAUAGAAGAGACCUACAAGGCUAAAAUCACAGAAAUUAAAACCACCUUAAAAGAGAAGUGUGACAAAGAAAAGAGCGAG